Botrytis porri is the source of this 975-nucleotide messenger RNA. RefSeq lists its product as uncharacterized. The coding region runs from base 1 to 975 and encodes 324 amino acids. The record is from RefSeq and is a predicted model, not a curated record. Lineage: Eukaryota; Fungi; Ascomycota; Leotiomycetes; Helotiales; Sclerotiniaceae. The transcript has 2 exons.
AUGGACAAUGAUCACAAACACUCUCGGGAGAUUCGGCAAAAAUCUACAACAUGGAAGGCAAAAGUUGGAUCAAUAGGACACUCGUGUCAGAAAAAGAAGUCCUUGAAACGAACUCAAUCGAGUGCCAAAAAGGCAGCCACUCCCAUCGAUUCUUGUCUUACACAGGGGGAUAAUGACGAACUCGAAAAUCAAUGCGGCACAAUAUUUCAUCCAUUUUCAAGACUUCCCAUUGAGCUACGUCUAAAAAUAUGGAAAAUGAGCUGGGAAAGUCGCAAUAUUGGAAUCGUCACGAGGAUUGAUUACGUUCCAACCGGACAUGGGACCGUAACUGACGUCAAGAGACUCGCGUCACCACCCCCUACGAUGUCAGUCAAUCGAGAAAGUCGAGCAGAAACGCUACUGCACUAUAAGCCCUUGAAUCUCGCGCCGUUAGCCCUUGGACAUUUAGUUUCACAAUUCUAUUUCAAUUAUGAGCUCGAUACCCUGGCUGUUUAUAUGGUUGGUGUCACUAAGUGGUACGGUUCCAAGCUUUAUCCAACCCAUGCAGGAAUUACAAGAAACUUCUUCAAUACGGCAGCUGCAUUGCGAAAUAUCAGAUCUUUACUUGUGAUUCCAUAUGGGGUGUAUGGCUACUAUCAGGUGGUUUUAUCUGAACAUCACGAAGUCCACACCAACCAUGCUUCUGCUCACUCUUACCUAUAUGAAUUGAUUCUUCUAGCCGAUUCAUUUCUCGAGGGAAUCACUUACAAUUCGCCGAAUCGUCAGAGUAAAUUGAUUCCCUUUGGUUAUACACCACUCAUACCCGGCCAUUUAAACCCCGUUGGACAGCAAUUUGCUCAACAUAUCCUCGUUGACCCCAGUUCUUGGGAAGAUACCAAGAGUAGUUCUUAUGGAAUGUUCCGGUUACCGGGAGGUCAAGGGAUGUUCAAUUGGAAAUCAUGGCUCAUCAAGAAGUUUAGAUUGAAGCUUCGGUAG